Molecule: messenger RNA, 384 nt
Organism: Caenorhabditis remanei
Lineage: Eukaryota; Metazoa; Nematoda; Chromadorea; Rhabditida; Rhabditidae
Exons: 3
Coding region: 1-384 (127 amino acids)
Source: RefSeq, a predicted model, not a curated record
AUGAGCUACUAUCUUCACGAUGUAUUCUUCGACAAACGUCGCACGUACGAUUUCGACGUCGACGAGGACCCUGAGGAUCAAAACAAACCAAUGAGCCACUGGCAAAGAAACAUCCGGAAGAGACUGUUGGGAGGAGAUAAGGUGAAGCUAAAAUCAAACUUUGCAGUUGCCUCCCAUGUCCAACUCGGAACUAGACCAGAAGAAGAGAAGAACUCCAUGAGGAAGACCUACACGCCAAGAGAGUCCAAGUUCACUCCUGGAAUACUCAGUGAUAGACUGAGGGACGCAAUAGGUCUUCGUGAUGGAGAACUUCCAUUGCACAUUCAUAAAAUGAGGAAUAUGGGAAUUAUGGAAGGGUAUCCUCCGGAUAUCUUAGAAAGAUGA